Messenger RNA from Cicer arietinum (chickpea), 996 nucleotides. RefSeq lists its product as uncharacterized. The record is from RefSeq and is a predicted model, not a curated record. NCBI's taxonomy places the organism in Eukaryota, Viridiplantae, Streptophyta, Magnoliopsida, Fabales, Fabaceae.
AUGGUUCUCUACCAUAAUAUAUAAACACAAACAACUCAUCCUCCAACCCAUUCUCUAUUUUAUAAAUAAUCCAUUGAAAUUCAUAGCUUGAAACAAAGGGUGUUGUUAAUUUGUGAGACUCAUUUUGAGACUCCAAAACACAAUAAUGGGUAAUAGCUUAAGGUGUUGUUUGGCUUGUGUUCUUCCAUGUGGAGCAUUAGAUUUGAUCCGUAUAGUUCAUUUAAAUGGCUAUGUAGAAGAGAUUACACGUCCAAUUACAGCUGGGGAAGUUCUUAAAGCCAAUCCAAAUCAUGUUCUAAGUACACCAAGCUCCGAAGGAGUUGUUCGCCGGAUAUUGAUCCUUUCGCCGGAGACCGAGCUCAAGAGAGGAAGCAUAUACUUUUUGAUCCCAACCACGUCGUUGCCGGAGAAACAAAAGAGAGUUAGAGGAAGCGUUGCCGGAAAAGAUCUCAAAAGUAAGAAAGUGGUAUCCUCUACCAGAAAUAAAAAGUGCGACGAUAAUAAUAAUAUACUAUCGUCCCAAAAAAAUUGUGAGUUUAAGGAGAUAAAAAACUCAAGAAAAUAUUGCCGCCACAACCGUAGUGGGGUGUGGCAGCCUCAUUUAGAAAGCAUCUCCGAAGAUUUGUUUUAGUUUUGGGUUUGUGUUGGAAUCUUAUAUGAGGAGGGAUGGAACCAAAAAUGGUUCAAUACUUGAAUUAUUAAAAAAUAUAGCAAAAUUGCUCCCUUUUCUCUUUUUUUUUUUCUUUUUCUUUCUUUGGAAAUUAUACGUGAGUAUUAAUUUUGUGGAUAAAAAUAUUACCUUGCUUCUUGUUUGAUCUUUUUAUUUUUGUUUUUGAGCUUGAAUAUAUACCAAAUUCUUAUAUGUUAAUUUGGUUCUUAAAAAUUUAAGAAUAUAUUAAAGAAAGAAAUAAUCGAGAGUGUGGAGAAUUGAAGAAUUCAAGUUUCUAUGUAUGUUUCCUAUAUAUUAAAGCAUAAAAAGUAUAUUGUCUUUUUGUU